This is a messenger RNA of Strongylocentrotus purpuratus (purple sea urchin), 8866 nucleotides long. Its product is annotated as Golgi apparatus protein 1. The coding region runs from base 48 to 3836 and encodes 1262 amino acids. The record is from RefSeq and is a predicted model, not a curated record. Lineage: Eukaryota; Metazoa; Echinodermata; Echinoidea; Camarodonta; Strongylocentrotidae. Gene Ontology annotation, molecular function: fibroblast growth factor binding. The transcript is spliced from 23 exons. Gene Ontology annotation, cellular component: Golgi membrane.
GCAUCGUACACCGUGUCUACUCGUUACAAAUAUACAUAACGUUUGUCAUGUACAAAAUGGCGGCUCAUCUACGUGUCAAGCAGGCAACAUGUGUUGCUAUUUUACUCUGUUUUCAGGUCACAUUUGUCUUUGGACUUGGACGACGUGACGGUGGUAUCAUAAAGGAUGCAGGUAAAUUUGGUAACAAUGAUUUUGACAAGGUGAGAGAUGAUCGUGGUGCACUUGGUGGGCGGUUCGAUGGAGUUGCUCGGGAACGGACCGGCAGGGAUGCUGCCGGGCCUGCUAUCGACCCCGACGGCCGCGGCCUGCUGCCAGCAGCAGGUAACUAUAGGCCUAACAAAUUUCAGCAGCAGCAGCCACGAAUCCAAGGUCAAGACAGGCAGAUGCAGGUGGGACUCAAUCAAGGCUUGAACAACCAACAACAGAUGCAAGUGAAUGAUGGGUUGCAACGAGCAGGAAAUAUGAAUGCUUUUCAACCCAGAGUUGGUGCUGCUGUUGCACAGCCGCAGCAGCAGUUUGACAGGUUUGCCCAACAAGGACAAGGUCAAGCGCUUCCGCCACAAGGUCAAGCGCAACAGCCACUAGCUCAAGCACAGCAGCCACAAGCUCAAGUUCCAGAUAAAGGAUAUAGAAAACCGAUCAAAUCUAAAGCAGUUCCCUUGAAGCCUGUAAGGAUAGCCGACCAUCCAGCUUGCAUCGCGGAUGUUCAACAUAUUUGCCCCAGGAAAGGAAAUAAUUUUGCCGUUCUCGACUGUUUACAAAUGGCAGACAGUGAUAUAUCAGCAGAUUGUAACCAUUUUCUGUGGAGUUACAAGAAGAAUUUGACCACUGAUUAUCGCUUUGAUAAUGCUGCGGCUGAAGUAUGCAGAGAGGACUUGUCAAAGCUCUCAGAUUGCAGCGGCCUUGAGAACGGAAAGGGUCUGGUUCUCCCGUGCCUCCUCGAUCACGUAGAGGAGAUAAGCAUCGACCAGUGUACCCAGUACCUCAACAGGAUGAAGCAGAUCAUCUUCAGUGACUACAGGCUCAUCACAGGCUUUUAUCAGACCUGCAAUGAUGACAUUGACAAGUUCAAGUGCGGCGUCGUCAACGAAGGUGGGGCACCUCCGCUAAACAAGCCCCAGCCACCACACUCCCAAGGUGGCACCAUCCAUUGCCUGGAGAAGAACAUCCAAUCCCUGGACAAGGACUGCAAGCUUCAGAUCCUUCGCGUGGCGGAGCUCUCCUCCAACGAUUACCAUGAGGACAGGUCCCUCUUCUUCGCCUGCAAGGAAGAUCGGGAGAGGUUCUGCGCCAACUCACAUGCCGGUCAGGGCAACAUCUACAAGUGCCUCAAGGAACAUAAGUUCAGUCCGGAGAUGAGCACAGAUUGUAAAGACAAGCUUACUACCCGGCAGAAGGUUGUUGCCCAGGAUUACAAGGUGAACUUCAGGCUGCACCGUCGGUGCAAGAAGGAGAUACAGACCGCUGGAUGUCAGGAAACAGCAACCAAAACCAAGGAGGUCAAAUUGGCUGAAAUUUUGAUAUGCUUGGAAAGUGCUGGCAGAGCAGGAAACAAAAUCAGCGGAGAAUGCCAGGCUGAGCUCACAGACACCCGCAAGGAGAUCAUGUCCGACUAUAUGAUCAACCCUGGGCUCGUCAAGGCCUGCUCCAGUGAGAUUGAUGUCCAGUGCAAGGGCUUGAGACGAGAGGGAAAGACAAUCCACUGCCUCAUGGCGCUGGCUAAGAAGGGAGGUAUAUCGGCUGAAUGCAAGAAGGGGCUGUCUACCCUUGUGGAAGAGGCUGAUGCUGGAUCAGACUACAGAAUAGACCCCGCUCUUCGCAAUGCUUGUAAGGAGUCCAGAGCCCUUCUCUGCCCCAAGAAAGACGAUGCUGAAACUCUGUCUUGUUUAAUGGAAAAUAUUGAAGAUAGCCAGAUGAUGGAUUACUGUGCUGAAAAGCUUAUGGAAAUACAGUAUUUCAUCUCCAGAAAUUUCAGGCUAGACCCUCUUCUCUUUAAAAACUGUGAAUCGGAUGCCAGCAUAUUUUGCUACGAGGAGAAGUGGAAUGGAAAGGAGGAGACCCCCAGCGGUCUUGUAUUCUCCUGUCUCCAUCGUCAUCUCCAUGACCACUCCCAACCACUUCAAUCCCGUUGUGCUGACCAAGUCCACCGUGUUCUCCGUCAGAGGGCUGUGAGCGUGCACCUCAACCCAAGGAUAGAAGAGAACUGCCGGGUCGAUCUGGGCGCGCACUGUAACGACAAGACCAAGAGAGGAGAGGAAUUGAGGUGCCUUCAAGACCACAUGGAUGAUCUGGGACAGAAGUGCAGGCAAGCCGUGGGCAACUUCACUGUGGAAGAAGCAGAAGAUGUGCAGAUGAACAGGAAGCUCAUCGCAGCAUGCGCUCCAAUGCUCAGGAAGUUCUGCCAGGAUAAGUUGAAAGCUAAGAGGGUUGAUGAAGGAGAAGCUUUGAAAUGUUUGAUAGAACACAAGAAUGAUGAUGAGAUGGAGGCAAAAUGCCAGGCCAGCAUUGAACAUUUUCAACUUAUUCAGUUGAAAGAUUACCAAUUCACCUUCAAAUUCAAGGAAAGCUGUCGCAAAGAUGUUCUUAAACUCUGCAAAGGAAGCCGAGAUAAGCCCUCUAUCAUCAAUUGCCUGAGCUUAGCUGUGCGUGAUAGUGUCUUACAACAAAAGGAACCACCUGUAGAUCCAGAGUGCCGCUCGCAACUUAAGUUUGAGCUCCUUCAGAGGGAUGAAAACAUCAAGUUGGAUCCCGAGCUCACGAAAUCGUGUGGCACGGAAGUCACCAAGCUUUGCCCCACGGUGACCCAGGGCAAUGCCAGGGUGAUGGAGUGCCUACGGUCCCACCAGGAAGAACUGGGCAAUGACUGCCACGUCAAGGUCUUCAACAGGGAGAAAGAGAUGGCUGCCAAACCUGACAUUGAUUAUGCCCUCAUGCAUUCCUGCAAGAAAACCAUCAAGACCAAGUGUAAAGACGUAGACCCUGAUAAAUUGAUUGACUGCCUGAAACAGCACAAGGAUGAUCCUGAUACAGAACCAAGAUGCAGGAUGGUGCUGAACAAGCGGCAGAUAGAGCGCAACUCUAACAUCAUGCUCAAUCCUCUGCUGCGCAAGGCCUGCAAGAUGGACAUUCCAAAGUUCUGCAAAGACGUGGAGCUUGAGAUGAAGAACAACCCCACUGCCAUGGAGGGAAAGAUCAUCGGCUGCCUCAGAGGGCAGUUCUCCAAGAGACAACCUAAGUUAAGUCCGGCCUGUGACAAGCAUAUGAGUGGAUUGUUGAAGGAAGGUGCAGAGGAUUACCGGCUGGACCGCAACUUGGUCAAGUACUGCUCCCAUACCAUCAAAGAGAAAUGUUCCGAGGAGAUGGAUAACCCUGGAACUGGUAGAGUGGAGGAGUGCCUCAAGGCUCAUCUUGGUGAAAUCAAGGAUGAAAAAUGCCAACAGCAAGUGGUAAAUCUUUUCCGUGAAGGUCUAGCCGAUAUCCAUGUAGAUCCUCUGCUCUACAAGGCUUGUGCUUUAGACAUCAAACAUUACUGUGCAGGCAUCCCACAAGGACAGGGCCAACAGAUGUCUUGUCUACUGGAGGCUUUAGAUGAGAAAGCAGUAAGUUUACAACCUGAUUGCAGGAGGAUGAUGACGGAAAGAAAAGAAAUGUGGGAAUAUGCUGCACAGGUGGCACCAGCAUUAAAUUUCUACGAGCUAUACAACCAGAUCAGAAGUUCUCCAUCUCACAAUUACUUUGUGAUGGUGUUCCUCUCCUUCGUGGGCGUCCUCUUUUUCUUCGGCCUCUGCUGCGGACGGGUCACGAAGCGGAUCAGACAGGAAGUCAAGAACAAAUAAUGAUGGAUCAAUUCAGCUUCCGCACAACUAGGCUGGAAUUCAAAAAAUUAGAAAUAUUUGUGUGUGGAGCGGAGAUUUGCGUACAACAAGGACACCUUCCUUUCUUCAUAGUGUAUGUCUGGUGUGUCGCGUUCUGUUUUCCGUCUUCUUUGCUACUCUCUGUCGUUGUGCGGCAUAUCCCAUACCUGCCAACCCUUCCGAAUAAUCCGGAAUAUUCUGAUGUUCUUGAUUUUUAGGACCUGAAAAUUCGGAAUAUUCUGAACAAAAUUUCAAUUUUUUUUUGUGCUUUAGCCAAAUUAAGCUUGUUUCAUCAUGUGCCGCGACUUGAGAGUUCAUGUAAUGUGUGCGUUGAAUGGCUGCAUGAUCGAGCAGCGAAUUUGUAGUUGCUUUUUGAUACAGAUUUACCGCGUAUUGCCAGUUACACUACCGCUGCAAGUGGGAUUUCUUAUUUUUGAAGGCAUACUGUUCUAAAAAUUCCUAAUUUUCAUUUUCAAAUGUUGGCAGGUAUGAUAUCCCAGUUGACCGAUGAUGACAGAAGACCUUGUGGGCUGCAAGCCUCUCUGGCCAUUUUCUCUUUGUCUAUUUGAGUCUCCUACAUUCUUCUUAUCCAUAGCAAGCUACGUCUUCUGUGGAAAGCCGUAGAAGUCCAAUCUGUAAAAGUCGAGUUCAGUUGCUCUUUAUUCUAGUGAAGCCGGAUGCUUUCCUUUCAUUUCCUGCAUGUGUUGUGUCACAGUCUAUGUUGUACCGCAUUUGCAGGUCUGCAGAAAUUCCCUAGGCAAUAUGCACCCUGUGACUAUGGGCUUUACAAAUUAUCCAAAGCUUAGAAUUAUUUUUCAGACAUGCUUUGUUUCCCUUGUACUGCAUUAAAAUAUCAUGCAUGAAAGCAGAGCAACUGAACUCGAUGUAAAACUUGAUUCACUGUUGUUGUUUUUUUCUUUCUUUCUCGCGAUGUAGCUGUUCUGGUAAUUAACGUGUCCAGAUAUAUUAUUUUUUAAUUUAUUUUAUUUAGAGAUCAUUUGAUUCUCUCUAUUCAGAUUUUAAUGUGUAACGAUCAUUAACAUUUGAAUGGUGAUUACAGUUAGUCAACACACGAAAGAAAGCAACGCUCCACGAAAAGAUCGUUGUUUUUAUUUUACAAGUCAGCUUUUACCUUGUUUUGAGUGUUUGUUUUAUUAUUGAAAGAACUUUAAUACAAAAGAUAGUGAAAUUCACUCAAAAGUUCAUUUUAACCAUCCCUUGAAACAUUUUUUUCUCUUCGCCCACGAUAAUGAUUGUUUUUAGCAAAUUUUCUAAUGCAGUUGUUUAUGUGUGCGUUUAAUUCCUUUGGAUCGUAAAACGUCAAAGAAGGGAUCUGAUGUAAGUUUGGUUCAAGCAUGAAGCAUUGGUGUGAAAAUUCCUCAAAGAAAUCGCCAAACCUGUCAUUCAACAGUCACAAACUUUUUUUUUAAUUGUUAUCAUUAUGACUCUGUCAGGAUGUAUUUUUCUUGAAUAAAUGCUGUAUAAACUUUAGCUACCACACAAUAAGCCGUCUGACUUAAUGUUCAUAUUGUCUAUAUCUGAUUGGGCCAAGGUGUACAUAUUUCUUCAAUAAGACCUAAAAAUGUACAGAAUUAUAGGCCCUUGAGGGUACGUUAGAAUAGAAAGCUGAAUAGAAAAAAUAGGAGAUCAACUUAUGCAUAGCCAGGAAGUAUCGUAGCUAUUUUGUAGAUUGUAGUUGUGUACCAUAGGUAGUUUUAUACAAACAAAAAAAAUGAAAGGAGGGAGACUGUUUGAUUAUUAAAAUAUAUUUUUAAGGAUGUAUCAUGCUGUGGUGUUUGUGUCUUAUCUUAGCUAUUACAUAUAUUUUCGAAUUUCGAAUUUCGUACAUUUAUGUACAAAACCUCUCUAUGCGUCAUGUUUGAUGUUAAAAGAGUUUGUUGGUGUAUUUAUACGGCUUGUCGGCCAUAACUUUGAUGUGUUGGAAUAAAAAGAUGAGAUGUUUCCUGUGGCAAUAUUUCAAUAUCAUCACUAAAGAGAAAUUUAUAAUUGUCACAAAACCAUACGUGUAUAAUCGUGAGUACUUUACUGUUCAUUAUCUUGUUCUAAGCUGACGCAAGGAUCAUCAUCGCGUCUUAUCGCUUUGAAUUCCACCUAUCUGGUGACCAUAGGCAUUAUGGCAUAUGAGUAAUGGCCAAUGAACAAAUCUGCAAUGUCACAGAUCUCUAUUCGUACAGGUUUUGUGAAUAAAUGAAUCACAUUGCCUGUUGUGAUAAGGCCUCAAGUUCACAUCCUCCCUCCAACAAACACACCUUUUUGUAGAUCAGGUACAUGUAGAUGAUUGCAACACAUUUUUUGUAUUCUUGAAGCACCAAUGUUAUCAGAAACUUUGAUUGGUCAGUGCCCUUCAAAAUUUAGUGACCGUAUUUGCUGCUGGGCGAUUCCAUGCAACGGAGUCCCCUUCAACAUACCGGUAUGUCCCUUUUCCACAUUUUUUAUUUAAAAAAAAUCAGGACUCUCAGUCUCUUGAAAUGACCAUUGAAAAAUGAUGCUAAGCUUUCUGGGAGGUGUUUCACAAAAGACUAAGAUCAACAUUAAGUUGGACUUAGCUAUGGCAGACCGUUCAUGCCACUAGUUCCUCUAACCAUUCCUUGCAUUGGUUUCUCAAGAGAAAUGCCAGGCAGUUGUCACAAAUCUACAGAAUUUACAUUUUUUGAUAGUUCAUUAUUGAAGGAAAAAAAUAUUAUCUAAAGAUCAUAAUUAAGAGACCAAUGGCGAGUGCGACCAGUGGCGUGAAUGGCUUGCCAUAGUUAAGUCCAGCUUAAAGUCGAUCUCAGUCUUUGUGAAACACUCCCCUGGUAUCGCUACCAAAAGUCAUAGCAUACCAGUAUGUAGAAAUUUUUCAUUUAUGAAUGAUGAAAUGUAGAGAUGAAAUGUGAUGUACAGGAGUAACAGGGCCUAAUGCUGUAAAAUUCAUCGUAUGUCUUUGGAUUUUUUCUCUCUUUGGAAAGGAACUUUAGUGGUAGCCAUAUAUAAGUCUAUGUUAGAGGUAGAUUAUUUAUAUACCGGUACAUACAAUAUAUUUCAUUGUAAAGUGUAUGUAUUGUAACUUUGUAUUUUACACAUGCCAUUGUCACUGUUUCAGUCACAUAAUAAAGGGCUUAUUUCAUGUUCUUUUAUUGUGUAAGUAAUCGUUUUCAUUGUUUACGUAGAGGUGCCAUAUCUUCAGAAUUUUUGUAUAGAAAAGGUGUGAAUUUAAGUUGUCUUGGCUAAAUAAUGUGUAGUCAAUAACAUUCAAAUUGAUUCUAUUUCUUUAAUAUUCAUUUCUCCAUGUAUACUCUGUAUCUAGUUGCCUUAUUUAGCCGAUCAUGAGAUGAGCCUUUAGAAAUAUUUCCAACGCUUCAGUUUUACCGUAGGUAGUGAAUAUCAUUUCUACAAUAAAUGUUUAAGAUUGAAACUGACAUUGAUGUCGAUGUGGUCACGAUUGUAUGUUUAUUUUAGAUAUUUCUCGCACUAUGAACAACAUCUUGAAAUAGUUUUUUUUCUGUGAUAAUCGCAAACUGAAUAUUAGAGAGUGAAAUAACGUCCAUACUCUAUUUUUCAGGCUUUUUGUUGUUUAUUGCCUUUUUAAUCCACCAGAUUAUUUGUAUGUGUGACAAGAGAGAGCUAUUAGAAUAAUGUCAUGAUUUUGUGUUAAAUAUGAAAAUGUCUUCUCCGUCUUUUUUUUUGCUUUAGGUCAAUAUUGAAAUGACAUUAUUGGGUAAAAAACUGGCGGCCUCUUUUGACAUAACAUUACAAUAGCAGAAAAUGGUGCGAAGGCCAAUAUAUACCUAACCUAAAAUAGACUGAAAAAAAUAAAGCAAAGGUUUUCUUUUUUAUACUACUAAAUAAAGACACGUUGUAAGGUGAAAAUCCAUUUUAUUAGGCUGACAUUAAUGAAAUAGAUUUGCAUAUUUUGUAUUGAUUUGUUUACGUAGCAUAUUUUUAGUACGAAUGGUGUAAUCGUCCAUUGAUAGUUUUUCCAGUAAAAUAAUUGUUAUUACUGGAGAUCCGUCAAGGAAUUUUUGUACACUUUUAGUCUGUGGAUGGAUUUUAUUGCUGAUUGAUAGCCAACCGGCCUUUUGUCGUUGUUGAGGAUUACCUACUCUGAAUAAUUUGCUCCGGUAUUUUGACACUGUGGAGUCUUUUGGCUAACCUCUUCACGUUAUUUGGUGAACACAUGAAAUUGUCUGUUUAUAGCCAGAAGGGUGUUAAGUAUAUGUUGAAGUAUAUGAGUUAAUGUCCUUCUGGUUCCAACCAGAUGAUACGAUAAGGUGCCACAGCUUAAAUAAAUUGAAUACCGGUAGGCCAUUUUUGUGAUGUAACCCAAUAGACACCGAAGAGCCUGGGUACGAACUUUUCCUCCUGUUACGAAUAAUUGUAUUUCAAUAGUCGGAAUGCAUAUUGCAUAUAUUACGUGUCGUUAGGUUGGGCAAGCCAUAAUGUUUGUCCUACCUAGCAACACCUAAUACAUUCGAUGUGAAUUCUGACUAUUGCAAUACAUUUAUUUGCAACUGGCGAUUGAAAUAAUUUGUAUCGAGGCGCCUCACAAAGGCAUAUGCAUAAAUUUGGUUACAUUGCGAAUAUAGCCUAUUGUACUUCAAAUCCCUUACCCAAUCAACUAAGUCAUUACAAAUUUUUAUUUUUUAUAUAUUUUUUAUUUCAAUAAAUUGCUUUCAAAUGUGACAUUUUCAAUUAAUGAUCUAAGGAACUAUUAUCAUCAUAGCACUAUAGCUGUAAAAGGAAUCCACUAGUUGUAAACCAUUUAUUUUUUUGAUUUCCUAGCAACAGUCAUAGGAAUUGUCGAAUUGUGAAUCUGUUUUUAGUUUCUGGCAUUCCUAGUCGGUUAUGUUCAAGUCAAUGGACUGCAAAUGUGUUUAGAGUUCUGUUGAUUAUUGUUUCUGUAGAUGAUGUGAUCUUUACUAUGCAUCUUUUUGAUGUCUACUGUUCUAUUCCAGUAUGAUAUUGAUGACAUAUAUGUAUAAUGUAAUAAAUAAUUUUCCUAUUUCCAAUAA